CCGUGGGCGUCUGGCCUCUCGGUGGGGUGAUGAGUGGCGGGCGGAGCAGUUGGUUGAGGGGCGGCCGAGUUUGCCCCUGGGCGUCGCGGCCCGUGGGCGUCAGCGUUCAUGGAGACGGGGCGGUCACGGGCCAGCAGUGAGCCGGGUGAGGUGCCGCCGCUGGGCCCCAGAUUGAUUUUUAGAAGGUGAUGGUGCCUAACCCACAUGACACAAGCGUCCCUUGAUGUUUGCGGCUGUCAUUCCAAGUCAGGUCAGAUUGAAGGGCUGGGACCCAUGGCUGAACGGAAAGAAUUUAUUGUAACUUGAUGAUGAGUAGAACUGCGGGAUGAUGGUGAAGGUUGUCCGUCCCUUCUGAAGAUAAGUGUGAGAGCUGUCACUAGAGAGCUGCAGUGUUAUGCAGGAAACUGCCAAGUCCACAGAUCCUGGUUCCCCACAAGUAAGCCUUCUCAUGUGAUAUAAGAAAGGAGUUCCUGGAGCCAGGAAUUCAUUCUCAUUGUAGAAGACCUAGCCGAGACUUCACUCCAGAGCUUUGGGGCAGAGGCAGAAGAGACACAGUAGAACAGAUCUCAGUCUUGCUAAUCAUCUUGCACUGGCAACGGAAAAUGACCACAUUACAGGAGGCGUUCUCAUUUGAAGACUUGUCUGUGGAUUUCACACAAAAAGAAUGGCAACUACUAGAUCCCUGUCAGAAAAACUUGUACAAGGAUGUCAUGUUGGAGAACUAUGGAAGCCUUGUGUCACUGGGGUAUGAAAUCAUGAAACCAGAUGUCAUCUUGAAAUUGGAGCAAGGAGAAGAGCCAUGGAUAGGAGAUGGAGAAAUUCCAAGUUCAGACUCUCCAGAAGUCUGGCAAGUAGACAGUCACAUGAUGUGGCACCAGGAUAACCAAGACAAGCUUAAAAAUAUGAAAAGAAGUCAUGAAUAUGACAUAUUUGGAAAAGAUUUCGAUCAGAGCAUGAACUUUGUUCCUCUAAGGAAAUCAAGCAGUGAAGGUGAUUUAGAUGGAUUGAUUUUAAAACGUCAUUUAGAUUUGCUUCUUCCAAAAGCAGAUUAUGGAACAACAGAAUCAGAUGACUUUAAUGUAUUUGAUAAACUGUUUCUCCAUACCAGGCCUGAGGAAACUGAUGCUUGGUUAAAAUAUUACGAAUGUGAUAAAUAUGAUAAAGAUAGCUACAAAAAGUCACAGAUUAUCAUAUAUCAUAGAACUCGUUUAGGGGAGAGACUUUAUGAAUGCAGUGAAUGUAGGAAACGCUUCAGUAAGAAAUCAAGUCUCAUUAAACAUCAGAGCAGACAUAUAAGAGAAAUAGCCUAUGGCUGUGGUAAAUGUGGCAAAACCUUUCCUCAGAAGUCACAGUUUAUAACACAUCACAGAACUCAUACAGGAGAGAAGCCUUAUGAUUGUAACCAGUGUGGGAAAGCCUUCUCCCAAAAGUCACAGCUCACAUCCCAUCAGAGGACACAUACAGGAGAGAAACCAUAUGAAUGUGGUGAAUGUGGGAAAGCCUUCUCCCGGAAGUCACAUCUCAUAUCGCAUUGGAGGACACACACGGGAGAAAAACCCUAUGGAUGCACUGAAUGUGGGAGGGCCUUUAGUGAAAAGUCAAAUCUCAUCAACCAUCAGAGAAUUCAUACAGGAGAGAAACCGUUUGAAUGCAGGGAAUGUGGGAAAGCCUUCAGCAGGAAGUCACAACUUGUUACACAUCACAGGACUCACACAGGUACAAAACCCUUUGGAUGUAGUGAUUGUAGGAAAGCCUUCUUUGAGAAGUCAGAGCUCAUUAGACAUCAGACAGUUCAUACUGGAGAGAAGCCCUAUGAAUGCAGUGAAUGUAGGAAAGCAUUUAGAGAGAGGUCAAGUCUCAUUAAUCAUCAAAGAACCCAUACAGGAGAGAAACCCCAUGGGUGCAUUCAGUGUGGGAAAGCCUUCUCCCAGAAGUCACAUCUCAUAUCACAUCAGAUGACACACACAGGGGAGAAGCCCUUUGUAUGCAUCAAAUGUGGGAAAGCCUUCAGCAGGAAAUCCCAGCUUGUUAGGCAUCAGAGAACUCACACAGGAGAAAAACCCUAUGAAUGCAGUGAAUGUGGGAAAGCUUUCAGCGAAAAAUUAAGUCUCACUAAUCAUCAGAGAAUUCAUACAGGAGAAAAACCCUAUGUAUGCAGUGAAUGUGGGAAAGCCUUUUGUCAGAAGUCACAUCUCAUAUCACACCAGAGAACACAUACAGGAGAGAAACCCUAUGAAUGCACUGAAUGUGGGAAGGCCUUUGGUGAGAAGUCAAGUCUUGCAACUCAUCAGAGAACUCAUACGGGAGAAAAACCCUAUGAAUGCAGGGAUUGUGAAAAAGCCUUCUCUCAGAAGUCACAGCUAAAUACUCACCAGAGAAUUCACACAGGAGAGAAACCCUAUGAGUGCAGUCUUUGUAAGAAAGCUUUCUUUGAGAGGUCAGAGCUAAUUAGACAUCAGAGAACUCAUACAGGAGAAAAGCCUUAUGAAUGCAGUGAAUGUAGGAAAGCCUUCAGGGAGAAGUCAAGUCUCAUUAAUCAUCAGAGAAUACACACAGGAGAGAAACCCUUUGAAUGCAGGGAAUGUGGCAAAGCCUUCUCUCGGAAGUCACACCUUAUACCACAUAAGAGGACACAUACAGGUGAGAAACCCUAUGGAUGCAGUGAAUGUAGGAAGGCCUUCUCUCAGAAGUCACAGCUUGUUAAUCAUCAGAGAAUUCAUACAGGAGAGAAGCCUUUUCAAUGCAGUGAAUGUGGGAGGGCCUUCUCACAGAAGUCACAGCUCAUUAAUCAUCAGCGAACUCAUGCAGUAAAGAAAUCCUAGGAAUGCAAUUAAUACAGUCUUUGGCAGAGAUCAUACCUCAUUGUAUGUACUUCAGGAAAUGCAAUUAUGGUAAAUUUUUUAGACAACAGUCAAGUCCGCAUUAUAUGUCAGAGUACUCCUUUAUGGUGGGAACUCAAUAAGUAAGGUUAUGUAGGGAAAGGUUUCAGCAGGUAAGCCUGCUUAUAUAUCAGAAUUCAUAGAGUAUAACGAACCUAUGAAUGCAGUGGCUCUCAAAAACCUGUCAAACCUUAGUUAAGCCUUAUAAAGUAGAAAAUUCACAGCAAAGAGGAAUCCUUUGCAUAUGGUAGAUAUCAGAAAUCCUUCCAGAGGUCAAAUCUCAUUAGUUAGAAAUAUAAGAAAUAUUCCCACUGGGGAUGAGGGAAAGCCCUAUGAGGCAAUAUUUUCAUCAAGAAGUGACAGCUCAUUGUACAUAAAAUGCCCUUAGGAUUGAAAUUCUAUGAAAAUAUGAAGUAUGGGAUAAUCUGCAGGAAGAAACCCAACUAUAUCGUAUUUUGGAGAAUUCAUAUUGUGGAUAAACCUAAUAAUUUAAAGACAUUGGAAACAGGUGUCCCUAGAAAUGAUACUAUGAAGGGAAGCCACACACUUUUUACAGACAUGGGUACCAAAAAUACCCAGUUCUAAGUAGUUGACAGAUGUUAACUCUGAGGUGUGAAUCUUAAAAUAUAUGUGAAUAAAUUAAUCAAUGAAACAUCUGAGUAAGAAAUUUUUUAGUGGCACUUAUGGCUUAUUUUACUGUGUCAUAAUGUGUUUUGUAUCUUGGAAUUGCAUAUGAUAAUUUAAUGUAAUAGGGAGCAUGAAAUGCAUUUACCUUAUAGUGCCUCUGAUGUCUGUCAAGACACACUACGUAUCACUGUUUUUUCUGUUUUAACAAUCCUGUAAAAAUGGAAACUGAUAUAACAUGGCUUAUUGCUGAAUAAGUAGGUUAAGUAAUAAUACCACAUUUGUUCUUUCUUUAUUGCUUGUUGGCAUAGGUGAGGGGUCUGUUGUUACAGAGCUCUCUCUUCAGGUAUAAAAACUAACAUUUAAAGUUUUAUGCUUCCACAGGGUCUGAGAAACAGUUAAUAUAAAAUCCCAUUAAUAAGUAUGCAAAGGCAGGAAACACAGAACAUCAAUAAUGAUACAUGAUACUGAGUGAGCAAAAGAAAAGUGUGAACUGUAUUACUCAGCACUCAGACUAAGUGGAGGAACGUAGUGCUGUGCAGAAUCUUUAUCUUCAUUUAGUGAGAUGUUCCAUACACGUGUACAUAUAUAUCUUGUGUUAUGUAACCCAAGUACAACUUGUAUUUUAAUUUACUAUGGUGAGUAUCAUGGAUACUUUGUGCUGCUAUUAUGUUUUUGGUAUUUUAUAAAAUGUCUUGUAAGAAAUUAGAUGGAGCAACCAAUUAAUAGUCACUGUUUGGAAGAUGUAAAAUAUCGAGAAUUUGGUGGUGAAAAAAUUUUGACAUGUUCAUGGAAGCCUAUUUUGCCUACCAGCAAAUUUCCGUGAUUACUGGACAAGUACAGAUGCUCUUUGACUUAUGGUGGGGUUACAUCCCAAUAAACCCAUCAUAAAUAAAAAUUUCACAAGUCAAAAAUGUAUUUAGUACAACUAAUCUACUGAAUGUCGUAGCUUAGCCCAGCCUACCAGAAACGUACUCAGACACAUUAGCCUACAGUUGGGCAAAAUCAUCCAACACAAGGGCUCUUUUAUAAUAAAGUGUUGAAUAUCUCAUGUAAUUUCUUGAAUAUUGUACUGAAAGUGAAAAACAAUGGUCAUAUGAAGACUUGAAGUAUGGUUUCUACUGAAUGCAUAUUGCUUUCGCACCAUCGUAAAGCAAAAAUGUGAGUUGAACCAUCUAAGUCAGGGACUGUCUGUGUUAGGAAGCAAUAUUUCCACUAUUUCAUCAUUUGAAAUAUUUGUGGUUCACUUUC
Molecule: messenger RNA, 4754 nt
Organism: Cynocephalus volans (Philippine flying lemur)
Lineage: Eukaryota; Metazoa; Chordata; Mammalia; Dermoptera; Cynocephalidae
Gene: ZNF84
Product: zinc finger protein 84
Exons: 7
Coding region: 603-2822 (739 amino acids)
Biological process (GO): negative regulation of transcription by RNA polymerase II
Molecular function (GO): DNA-binding transcription repressor activity, RNA polymerase II-specific
Source: RefSeq, a predicted model, not a curated record